AUGAAGUUCACAUUUUUCUCUCUCCCCCCCAGUGAAAAAUUCAUUCAUAUUUUUUUUUCUAUCAAAACGAUUUUUAUUGACAUAAAAUAAUUAUGUUGGAUGUAAACAAAUAAAUCUCAAAAGUUAUUUUUUUUCUCAUUUAUUGUGAGUGAUUUCAAGGGGAGGUGGGGGAAAUGAAGAAAAAAAUUUUACACUAAUUUUUUAUAGAAAUUCAAAGGCUGACUCAUCAAAAAAAAAGAUUUUUUUUUUCAAAAUUUCGAAAAUAACAACAUGAAAAUUAAUAGAGAAAAAUUGAAUAUCAUAAUUUUGAGUUGGGGAUAUGUCUCAGUUUCUGGAAUUCAAUCAGAGUUUUACAAUCAUGAAUUCAAUGACGAGAGAUUAGGAUUAAUUUUUCAUGUUGCUCUUGUGCUAUGCAUUUUAUUGGCACCAUUGUAUGUGACAUUGGCAGGAACAAGAAUUUCAAUUCUCACCAGUUAUGCGUGUCAUAUAUUUUUUGUCAGCACAUAUCUUUGGGCAAAAACAAAAUUAUUAUUAAUAUCGUCAGCAGUUCUUGGUUUGGGAACAGCGCUUGGUUACGUUGCACAAGGAAAAUGUCUUGUUGAAAAUAAAAAUAGUGAAAAAAUUAAUAUUUAUAUAUCUAAUUUUUGGUUUAAUAUUGAAAUAUUUCUUUUUGCAUAUAAUUUUGAUUUUUUUGAUUUAAUUAAAAUGAAGUAUUUUCAAAAUAUUUCCAAAUCAACGAUUAAUGGAAUUAAUAUUUUUUUUAUGAUUUUUAGUUUUAGUUUCUUUUUUUUAAUUAAAGAUGAAGAAACAAAUGAAUAUAAAUCGGGUGGUGUCGAAUGUAUUCCAAAUAAUGGAAAAUUUAAUGAAUCUGAACAGACACAAAAUAAGGGACCAUUUUUUAAUAUUCGAAAUUUAUUAAAGACAAUGCUUCAUCUUUUAAUUAGUUGGAAAAUGUUAUUAAUUUGUUUUAUUGCCGCAUUUACGGGACAAUUGUCAAAUACAGUGUUUGAUGUUAGUUAUGAUUUUCCAAUGUCAGUGAGAUAUGGAGAAAUAUGCGGUGUUUUAUUUUAUAGCUUUUGUAUAUACAAGAAAAGUGAUUCAUUGAAUAUUACCUAUGUGGGAUAUAUAAUUUUAUCUAUCUUCGUUUACAUUGGUUCCAUAUUGAGAGAAAUCAGUUUAAACAAUGAACCUGUGAAUGUAAACAAAUUCAAUGAGAUUGGCAUAUAUUAUAACAAUUUUCUAUGGAUCAUGGAAGCAUUUUCAUUUGGAUUUGCAAAUAUUUGCUUUCACACACAAAUUUAUUAUCUCGUCGGUAUAUUAUUUCCAAAAAUUUGUACAUCAGCGUUUAGUCUUGUUGGAUUGUAUUAUUUUUUCUUUGGAAAAAUUUGUCAUCAUUAUGAUUGGUUUAUAUGGAGGUCAAAAAAAGUUUUACUUUGUUUUGGAAUAUUUGCCCUUAUUGCUAUUGCAAUUAUUCAAUAUUUUUAUGUGAAAAAAUUAUCAAAUUCAGAUAAAAAUAAGAAAAUAUUGAAAAUUGAAAAUUCAGAAUUGAAAAUUGUUAAAACAUCAAAAACAAUAUCGUCGGAAAUUAAAAAUUCCUAUGACGCUGCAUUUAACAAUAAUAAUACGGAAGAAUUAUCGAAUAUUAAAGUUGAAAAUACAAAUGAAAUUAGUAAAAAUAGUAACGAAGAUAAUUUAAAUUAAGUACAUUUUCUUUUUUUAUUAAAAAAAAAAAAAAAAAAGUAAAAAAAAAAAUAAAUUUUCUUUCUCCACUAAUAAUGGAGAGUAGAAAUUUUGACUGAAAAUAAUAUCAGAAACUUUUGGUUUUUAAAAAACUUUUUUACAUAAAUGAAUUCAAAACAAUGUACAAAAAUUAUCUUCCAAGAAAUUUGAAAAAAGUCUCACAAAAAUUUGAGAAAUUCUUUUCUUCCAAAAGGCAAAACAUUUUUCAUAAUUUCAAUUGAUAAAAAAAAAAAAAAAAAUUAUAAGUGACAAUAGAAUAAAAAAAAUAUAGUUUUUUAAAUUUGAUGCUCAAAGUUUUUUUUUUAAAUAUAUUUUUUUAAAAAUAAUUUUAUAUUAUAAUCACAAUUUUCAGAGAAAUUUUUAAUAUAAUAUACAAAAACCGAGUGUUUUAAUUUUUUUAAACGUAUAUAACGCAAUUAUCAAAAUUUCGAUAUAAAA
Messenger RNA from Leptopilina boulardi, 2178 nucleotides. RefSeq lists its product as uncharacterized. The record is from RefSeq and is a predicted model, not a curated record. The transcript has 3 exons. Bases 271 to 1701 code for a protein of 476 amino acids. Lineage: Eukaryota; Metazoa; Arthropoda; Insecta; Hymenoptera; Figitidae.